UUGCAAGCUCAAAGUCGAAAACUUUUUUAGCUAUGGCGGUUUUGUUAUCAUCUCCCAUAGUCUCUCCACUAGGAAUCAAUAAGAAUUUGGGUGUCUCGUAUUCUUCUUUCCCUCAAAUUCACCUCUUCAAGGUUUCUACUCCACUGCGUAUUCGAAAAUCUGUCGUCUCGAGCCGUAAAAAUUCAGGAACUGGUUUAGCAAGCGAGGAUAAGAAAUUGUUGCUGGAACGAUAUGGUUAUGAUGCUAAUGACGACUUUGGGUCUCAAUCUAAGAAGGCGAGAAGGAAAGAAGAGAAAAUGAGUGGAAGGAAUGGUCAACAAGCGGAAGAAGUUGUUGUUGUACAGCCAAGAACAACUCAUAGGUUACUUCAGGUUCUUGCAGGAACGGCGAAACGAAAGAAAUUGCUUUCUCUUAAGGGAAUGGAUGUGAGACCUAUGAUGGAAGUUGUUAAAGGAGCUGCUUUUGGAAUUCUCCAGGCUGCCGGUGGUUGUCCAACGUCUCUGCGUCCUGGUAGGUGGUUGGAUUUGUAUAGUGGUACAGGGUCUGUUGGAAUUGAAGCAAUCAGUCGAGGAUGUUCUGAGGCACAUUUUGUUGAGAUGGAUCCUUGGGUUGUUACAAAUGUUCUACAACCAAACUUGGAACACACUGGGUUUGUUGAUACUUCUGUUAUCCACACUGCUCGAGUUGAAAACUUCUUGGAACGUGCUGAUAAGUUAGUAGGUAAGGAUGGAGCGUUUGAUUAUAUCAGCGUUACUCCACCUUACAUGGAGGUUGAUUAUGAGGUUCUGAUGGAUCAGAUUGCUAAGUCGCCAGCAAUUGGGGAAAAUACAUUUAUUCUGGUCGAGUACCCUUCACGAACAACAAUGCUUGAUUCAUGUGGAUGCCUUGAAAAGAUGACUGAUCGAAGGUUUGGCCGGACACAUCUGGCCAUAUAUGGACCAAAAUGGGCUCAGAAGCCAAGAAAAUCUUAAAGCCACAGUGAACCUCACCAGUUAUAUCUGGCCAUUUUUCCGGUUAACAGAGGCUGUGACUGAAGAGCUAGUUUGUUCCAUCCUUCAAAUACUAGAGUGCUUUUGUCCAUCAGUCUCCAUUUUGUUUGUUGCCAAAUCCUAAAGAUGGAUACAAGUUGCAGUCUUAUGAUAGUUCUAAAAUCGGUAAUGGCGUAUGUCGGCUUGUGUGUUUUUUUUUUUUUUGUUAGAUUGACGCCAUGUAUGUUUGUGAAGUAGAGAUAUAGCUGUUUACAGUUUGAGAUAUGAAGUCAGUUAAGAGUUUCUCCUUUUUUCCAUUA
Messenger RNA from Arabidopsis lyrata subsp. lyrata, 1288 nucleotides. Its product is annotated as putative rRNA methyltransferase YlbH. Bases 33 to 971 code for a protein of 312 amino acids. The transcript has 10 exons. Gene Ontology annotation, biological process: rRNA methylation. Lineage: Eukaryota; Viridiplantae; Streptophyta; Magnoliopsida; Brassicales; Brassicaceae. Gene Ontology annotation, molecular function: methyltransferase activity. The record is from RefSeq and is a predicted model, not a curated record.